This is a messenger RNA of Rhinichthys klamathensis goyatoka, 2011 nucleotides long. It is a transcript of the gene fam234b, whose product is annotated as family with sequence similarity 234 member B. The record is from RefSeq and is a predicted model, not a curated record. Bases 72 to 1961 code for a protein of 629 amino acids. The transcript has 13 exons. Gene Ontology annotation, molecular function: protein binding. Lineage: Eukaryota; Metazoa; Chordata; Actinopteri; Cypriniformes; Leuciscidae.
CCCAUGAUGCAUCUCUUCAGCGCGGCAUCUGCAGCGGCACACGCGUCGCGUCGCUGAUAACAUCUCGCGCAAUGGCUGCAGCUCUGUCUCGAGCGCUGAAAUUACCGGGGAAGAAGGGCUCGGACCUGGGCGAGUACGACCCGCUGACGCAGGCGGACAGCGAAGAUGAGACGGAGGACGACGAUCUGGUGCUGAACUACCCUCGUAACGGCCUGAGCCCGGCGGCGGCCGACCUGCGGGACGAGGAGGAGGAGUUGGAGGAGGAGUGGCCGCAGAGAGAGGGGGAGGGGCCUGUCGCAGAGGUGGGCGGGGCCAGCGAGGGGAAGGCGGGGCGUGUGCGCGGGGCGGUUCGGACCACAGCGUUCCUGCUGCCGCUGGGCUGCGCGGCGCUGCUAGUGCUGAUGUGUGCGUUUCUCCUGCCCUGCCCACAGGGGGCGCCGCACCUCACGCACUGGCAGCGAGCGCUCGGAGACGCCAGCGGCGUGACCUCGCCUCCGCUGGCGCUGUGUGACGUGGACGGAGACGGGCUGGAGGACCUUCUGAUCGGCGUCACCAGCAUCUCUAAUGACACUCAGCCAAUCAACGCGCAGAGCAAAGAGUUCAGCGUGUGCGCGGUCAGCGGGGUCAGUGGGCAGCUGCUGUGGACGAGACCCCUCAGGGAGCCGCUGUUCUCCGUUCAGUGUGGACUGCAGACAGGAAGUGCUGAUCCGCAGACAGGAAGUGCUUGCGUCCUGAUCAGCUCGGGUCACAUCAUCGCUGUUAACGCCUCCACAGGCCGGACGCAGUGGACGGCAGCCGUCAGUGACGUCGAGUCUCACGCCGUUCUGCUGCCGGAUCUGGACGAAGACGCGUUUCCAGACCUACUGAUCGCAACACUGCCGGCAGACCAGGUGUCUGAUCUGGCCCUGGUCUUGCUCUCCGGCCGGUCUGGAGCUCUGAUUGGCCGGCCGGUGAACUUUAACCUCACGGCUCAGGGGAAGCUGAUUGGUCCGCUGCUGCAUGAGACGCAGAUGAGAGCCUAUUACGUGCUGUUUGGACUGGGCACGGUGGAGGGCGUCUCUCUCAGCCUGGUUUACCAUCAGGCCACAGGCAGGACGGCCGUGUCUCGGGUCCUUCAGAAGGAGCCCAGCUGGGAGCGUCUGAGGAAGAGCAACUCGUCACGGCUCAUUCACAUCAGCAGUGAGCAGGUGGAGUUCCUGCUCCCUCUAGUGGCGGGUCACAGCGCUCAGCACAGUAAUCUGGACAGCGUGUCGGUGUUGAACUCGAGCCGCAGUGAGAGGAUGCUGGUGUGUGGAGCCGACGGCCGUCUCUCUGUGCUGACAGCGAACGACACACACACCGCCUGGAGCCUCGGCCCCGCCGUCAUACACACUCGUCCGGCGUUGGGUCAGUUCAGUGACGACGAUGUUCCUGAUCUACUCAUUCAUCAGUCGGCCAAUGGCGUCAGGAAGGUGCAGAUCCUCGACGGCGCUCGGGGGCGGAGCUUGUGGGAGGCGGGGUUUGUGUGUCCUCGUCUGGCGGUGGAGGAUUCGUCGGUUCGCACCUCCUCCGGCCAAUCCGUGUUCCUCUUCUGGGCGGGAGACCCGCUGUCGCCGGCGCUGAACGUCACCAAGGCAACCAGCCAGGCGGCCGAGCCGGUCCUCCGCAAGCUCUUCCUGCUCCACCCGUCCUAUCCCACAAUCCUCCUGCAGCUGAGCAGCACCACGGACACCAUCCUCACCGCGGCAGUGAGCUACCAGCCGCAGCAGAAGGACGCCUCCUACAUCAGCGUCUCGUCUCGGCCCACGUCCGGCCGGCGUCCGGCUGCGCAGCGGCUGAAGAGCCUCAGUCUGAGGGCCGCCAUCGCAGACGCUCAGAUCCUGCAGCUGCCCGACGCCAGCAGAGACGCCACACUCGACACGGCCUUCCACGUCAGCACGUUCUUCAGACGCCUGUCCUUCAAACAGGAUAUGAACAUGUGAAGUUAUUGGUGAUGAUGAAGAUGAAGAAGACGUGUGUGAACACUUGAGCU